Messenger RNA from Penicillium macrosclerotiorum, 2508 nucleotides. RefSeq lists its product as uncharacterized. Lineage: Eukaryota; Fungi; Ascomycota; Eurotiomycetes; Eurotiales; Aspergillaceae. The record is from RefSeq and is a predicted model, not a curated record. Bases 1 to 2508 code for a protein of 835 amino acids. The transcript has 2 exons.
AUGCUAGGAUCAGAUUCAGAACGCCCUGCACGAGAUUCAGGAUCACUGUUUCCCCGCCCGGCAUCGUCCCUGUUCGGCCAUGCGACAACGUCAGUCUCAGCUGCCAUGUCUCCCCCUACCGCCCCGUCACGACCCGACCAGUCCUUCUUCCGUCGGUCACAUACCCCCGAGAAGGCCUUCUCAAAGCCGGCGCCAGGUCGGCCAUACCGAUCAGGGUCAGGUGGUGGAUCCAGCCUGCUCGGCACAGAACAGUCUAAGUUCGGAAGCCUAUCGCGUGCGUCACUCUCGCAGUACCCCGAAAAGGCCCGUUCGACACAUCCUUCACCUCAAAUAUCACCCGCUGAGUCACCAUACACGGAGCCCCGGCGCAUGAGCUUCAGUGGGCCGAUCCCUCGACCAAGUAGCCAACCUCCGAAUGCCGAGCCAUCCACGCGCCCUCCUGGCUACAGUCCGAUCUCACGUCCAACCGGAGGUGCAGGAGACCGAUUCGAGCCAGCCCAGCGGGCCAGCUCUGCGUCAUAUACUGGUCUUGAUCCCCAUGGUCGGGACCCGCAUGGUCGGUUUGGCAGUCUUUUUGGUGAUCGCCGCCCUGAAGAGAGCGCGACUUCUCGCGACCGUGAUCGGUUCAACCAUGGGAACGACCCCAAGAGCUCGCUGGCAGGGUCGGCGCGCUUUGGAUCACUUUAUGGCGAGCGGGACUUGCUCGAUCGUCACUCUACUCCGUCGACUUGGGAACAGGGUCGCUCUCAUCCAUCUUCCCCCGAAAACAAACGCUUCCCUCCGCCAGAAACUGGGUCUGCGUUUGGAUUUGGAGCUAUUCAGAGUUAUACCAAAUCUCUGGGCUCCCAGCCAGGUGGUGCUCGGCAGGCCACGCUGUCGUUGCAAACGGGACACGGACAACAGCCAACGCCCUCUCCGCGCGAGUCACCUUAUCUUAGCAAGCCACAAACACAACCUUCUCGACUGGGAUCGACCCCUGUUAGUGCUCCGCCCACCGGAUCAGGAUCGCUUGGGCUUCUUUCCUCUGCCGAGGAGGGGCGACGAAAAGGCAGUGAUGAGCUUCUUCAGCACCGAAAUCUCCUCGGAGUUGGCGUCGACGGUAAACGCGGUGGUCGAGCAUCUCCCCUCCCCCAAGCUGUCCAGGGCGCGCAGGCUCCAUUCAUCGGAUCAUCUGGAGAACCCAGCAUAAAGAAUGAGCUGGGGCGCGUGUUCUCCGGCAUUGGCAGUGGCGUCGGAGGCGUGACUGGCGGUUCGUCUGGCAGCGGACCAUCCACCCCACUGAUCUCAAGCCCAUUCAAACGCGAUAGUGUAACCGGCCGGUCGGUAAAUGGAGAUGCUGAUGAUAAGGUUGCUCGCCCGGCUUCUGCUACGGGCACCAGGCGAUCGAGGAAGUCGCGCGAUGAAGACGUCCAGAUAGACCUUGAAGGCGGCCGUGGCAACCGACGAGUUCGACACAUGCAUCACCACCAUCAUCAUCAUCAUCAUCACCGCCACAAGGCGGAUGAGGACGCUGCCACACUCAGUGGACUGCACCGGUCAACAUCCACCAACUUCAUCAAUCGCACCUCUACCCCCACCGAGCCGCCAACCGGACAUCAUCACCAUCACCAUCAUCACCACCAUCAUGUUUCUCGACCUGCCACCUCCAUUGCCCCCGCCUCCCCCGUCCGGGAACCUCGUACCGUCGUCAAUCUUGAGCCACUGCUAUCAAGCGUAGCGCACCUGCCGCGGCAUCAUCUUGGCUCCACCCUCUAUACCCCUCGCGUUGGGGUUCCCAGCGCCAAGGCGUCUGCGGAGAGUUCCAAAUUUGGCUACACAACGACCCCUCAGCCUCUGCCACGAUUUGAGCAACGCGAAAACUGCACCUUCACCGUACGGGUGCCUCGCUUCCGCAUCGACGCAGUGCGGCGGGAGGAAAUCUGUGCGCGGCGAGCCCUGUGGGGAACUGGCGUUUACACGGACGACUCAGAUCCCGUUGCUGCUGCCAUCCACUCGGGCUUCAUCCGAGGCGCCUGGAGCGAAGAUGUGGAUGAAUCCAUGCUCGAUCUGGAAAUCAAAGACACCUACCAGCACGCCCCGCAACCAUCCCCCGCGGAUCCCAGUGCGGAAGCCUCUUCCAAAGAUGACGAGAAGCCCCGCAGUCCCCGGAUACCCCCCGUCCCCCCGGUGGAUCGAGACUUACAUAUCACUCUCCUGGUUCUUCCCCGCCUAGAGGAGUACGAGUCUACGGUGAUGUUCGGCAUCAAGUCCCGCCCGUGGGAUGGUCGCCACGAUGGCAUGAGCUUCAAGGUGCACCGGAUUGACUGGGUCGACGACGGGGUUGGACGCGGCGAGGAGCGAAGCGGCGAGGCCCGACGGAAGCGUCUGCGCACGUUAAUGCAGACUGGCCGUAUCUGCACGGGCCCAGCCAUGGCACGAAUGGACGAGCUUCGCCGAAAUGGCGUCCAGGUUCCCCGGGCCGCCAUCGAUGGCCAGGAGCAACGCACUCCUGUCCAGCCCGUGUCCUGA